AUGAUAGGUUUGCUGAAGAAACAUGGAAUCAUUCACAAGGUGGUGACGGCUUACCAUCCCCAAACCAAUGGACAAGCCAAUGUGUCCAAUAGGGAGAUCAAGUGCAUGCUGGAGAAGAUUGUCAAACCUCAUAGGAGGGACUGGAGUACUAGACUUGCAGAUGCGCUUUGGGCUUAUCGAAUUGCAUAUAAAACACCCAUCGGCAUGAGUCCGUUCUGCCUAGUCUACAGAAAGGCUUGUCACCUUCUGGUAGAGGUGGAACACAAAGCUUACUGGGCUGUGAAGGAAUGCAAAUCAGGAUUUGGAGGAGCCAGAAUUGAAAGAAAGUUGCAACUAGAGGAAUUGGAGUGUCUUUGA
Molecule: messenger RNA, 357 nt
Organism: Arachis duranensis
Lineage: Eukaryota; Viridiplantae; Streptophyta; Magnoliopsida; Fabales; Fabaceae
Exons: 1
Coding region: 1-357 (118 amino acids)
Molecular function (GO): nucleic acid binding
Source: RefSeq, a predicted model, not a curated record